CUUCAAUGAAGGUUACAGGUUGCUAAGAUAACUGUGACAGGUGACCACCAAGAUCAUCCGCAGGAAAAUACAUUUCUGGUAAGUCACGAACUCUGCUACUCAUCAUUUGACCAACAUCCCUGCAAGAUUCAGAGUUGUUUUUAUUUAUGGUUUUCAAAUAAUUAUGUUUCUGGAACACUGUGUGAGCAGUGUCUAAAAUGACCUAAAUUUGGGCACUUACAAUAACCACACUUGUGAACAUUACCAUCACUGUGGACUUUCCUGCCUUUUCACAUGCUGAUUUCACUGUACACAUAAAUGCACACUACACAGUACAUUAGCUGAGAUAGAACUGGAUCCUUAUUGGCUGAGAGGAGAGAUGACACUCUGCUUCCUGCUCUAUAUAAACUCCCUGUUCCCUUACUGCAGACACACUGCUGAUAAAUUUCACAUAGAGAUCACACUGCACUAUGGAUAUUUACUUCCCUUCUAGCUUUCCAAUGUGUAGAGGAAUAACAGGGCUGUCAAACAAUUGCCUGGAAAGGGCCAAAAGAUUAAAGGCAUGCGUUGGUGGAUUUCUGCAGAGACAAGAUUUAAGCAGCCUAUGUAAAUAUAGAAAACCAAGGUUGACCUUGGAGGAAUGUCUGAUGUGGAAAGAGUCUUUUGAGAAGCUUCUGACCAGCAAACAUGGACUAUAUGCCUUCAAAGCUUUCCUGGUAUCUGAGUUUAGUGAAGAAAACAUUGCCUUCUACCUGGCCUGUGAGGACUACAAAAGCACAAAGUCUGCAGCUAAGAUGCCAUCCAAAGCCAAGAGGAUCUACGAGGAAUUUAUCGGAAGUGAAGCUACUAGAGAGGUUAACAUUGACUAUGAGACUCGAGACAUCACUCAAGCCAACUUGAAAAGCCCUACGGCAUCCUGCUUCGAUAUGGCCCAGUACCGCAUAUAUAUUCUCAUGGAAAAGGACUGUUACCCACGAUUCCUGCGCUCCACUGCCUACAGAAAUCUAGUCAACCAGCUCACAGUGAAGAGCGCUAAGGCAAGAAACAAAAAGGCCAUUGCAGCCAGACCACCAUGUGAAGAAGACGAACCAAAAUGAAAAACGGAGGUGCAUUUCGGUUCUGUGAAAGAUGGAAGCUCGGGCAGGAA
Messenger RNA from Cyprinus carpio (common carp), 1126 nucleotides. RefSeq names its product regulator of G protein signaling 5-like. NCBI's taxonomy places the organism in Eukaryota, Metazoa, Chordata, Actinopteri, Cypriniformes, Cyprinidae. The record is from RefSeq and is a predicted model, not a curated record.